AUGAGAAGAAAUGGAAAAGUAAAUAUUGAGAAUGCUGCUGAGUUUAUAUAUGCUCUCCCUGUUGUAGUUCAAGCUUUUGAAAUGGAGAUUAUACCUGCUAACAGAGUUGUUGCACAAAUUGGAGAAACACUCAUACUCACAUGCAAUACUACUGGCUGUGCAUCACCAAGUUUUUCCUGGAGAACCCAGAUGGACAACCCCCUUGGAGGAACAGUGAGCAACCAUAGGACAUACUCUACCUUGACUAUGAAUCCAGUUAGCACUGUGAAUUCUCAUGAUUAUCUUUGUACAGUCUUCUGUGGUGAGAAAGAGAAAAAAGAGAAGAGUAUCAAAGUUGAACUUUACUCUUUCCCCAGUGAUCCUAUCAUUGAGAUCAGCCCAUCCUUAGUUGCUGGAGAACCGGUCACUGUCACCUGUAAAAUUCCUGAUGUGUAUCCUUCUGAUCACCUGGAAGUAUUCCUAAAAAAAGAGGAACAUGUCCUUCUUAAGGAAAAUUUUUAUGAUGAUGACAGCACAGAUACGGAGACCAAAACUGUGACAUAUUCAUUUAAUCCCACGGCUGAAGAUAUUGGGAAAGAGAUUACCUGUGUGGCCAAGUUACCGAUUACUGAUAUGGACUUUGAACCCAAAGAAAGAGUAACUUCUCGGAAACUGAAUGCAAACUUUGGUCCACAAAAUACUACUAUCAUUACUGCAUUUCCACACAACUCACCAAUGGAAGGAGACCCUCUAGAAUUCAUUUGUGUGACUGAUAGUAAUCCACCACCAAAGAUAGUUUGGAGAAAACAUCUGGCUGAUGAAAGCAUUCAGCAUCUGAUAGAAAACAAUGUCCUUUCUAUUCCCCGUGCCCGUUUCACUGAUUCAGGACUGUACAUUUGUGAAGUAAUUAAUCUGGUAACUAAUAAAAUGGAGAUAGCAACUGUGGACAUUGUUAUACAAGGUGCUCCAAACAUUGCAGAACUCUCCAUUGAGCCUUCUGCAACAGUUCAGGAAGGAGAAAAUGUUUCCAUACAAUGUUCUGCUGAGGGUAACCCUCCUCCCAAGAUUAUUUUAAGGAGAAAAUCUGACAGUGCAGACAUGGGGCCUUACAGUGAGGGGAGAAUUCUACUUCUUCCAUCUGUGAUGUUCCUAAACGGAGGAGACUAUGAAUGUGUAGCAGAAAAUGAAUUUGGGAAAAUUAAAAGUGAAAUAACGCUUAAUGUGGAAUAUGGACCGAGGAAUACAAUGGUCUCUGUUAUCCCUGCUACUGCUGUUAAAGAAGGAGAAACUGUGACGAUGAAAUGUACUAGUUCUGGUAAUCCAGCUCCAGUGAUCUCUUGGAAGAAAAAGAAGGUCACUGGGGAGUCUGAGAAAAUUUUAAAAGAUGCAACUCUAACUAUACAAAACAUAAAAAGUCAAGAUCUGGGUCUUUAUGAAUGUGAAGCUUAUAACCAAUUUGGCAAAGAAGAAAAAGCUGUGAAAUUAGUUGUUCAAGCUGCACCAAAAAAUACACUUUCAGUUUUCCCUUCCAGUGCAAUGAUACAAGGAGAAAAUGUUGCCAUCUGUUGCCCAUGUGUAGAUGUUACAUCUGUUCAGAUUCCUUCCCAAAAUAUUACUGUGUUAGUAUAUCCAUCAGAAAAUAUUAAAGACUGAGAAAAUGUCACCAUUACUUGUAGCACACACAGUAACCCACCAUCACAGAGGGUCUUGAAAAAAUCCAUCAGGAGAAAGCAAUUAUUCUGCCAUACUUUAUACUCUACUGUCACCAAAAAUGAUACAGGAAGAUGUUUGCUUGAGGUUUUCAGUGAGGCUGAAAACAACAUCAAAGUGAUUGAGAUAGCUGUUGUAGGAAGAUUGGAAAAACCAGAUCAAAUGAUACCACUGAUUAUUGCAUUCUCCUCUGUAACAGCAGUAGCAGUACCUGUAGUUGCAAUUUUGAUCUACGUGUCAAGAAAAGCAAAGAUAAAUGGAUCCUACAGUCUUGUAAAAGCACUCAGGCUGAAAGUGUGA
This is a messenger RNA of Balearica regulorum gibbericeps (East African grey crowned-crane), 1989 nucleotides long. The record is from RefSeq and is a predicted model, not a curated record. Lineage: Eukaryota; Metazoa; Chordata; Aves; Gruiformes; Gruidae.